CAGCAUAGAUAUGUUUGUAACAGAGUAAGCUUUUAGGACAGAGCUUUUUGGGACUCAAUCGCUCUAUCCAUAGAGUAAAAAGCACAAGUUCGAUCCCCGCUCUAUUCUUACAUUUCGUUCGGUCCGUCAGUCGAUAUUAUUAGUUUCCAGUAAACAGUUGUGAAGAGUUAAUUGAAACAGUUAGUUCUAUCAAAUAACCAUCCAAUUGUUUGAGUUAAUUCAAGUUAAGUGUUAAACUUGAGUUAUAAAUCUUUUAUAUUUAACGUAAGGUUAUAAUUUUACUUAUUUUGAAUGAAUGUUGUAAACUUGUGAUAAAAGUGCGAGUGCGGGAGAGCCAUAUUGAUUGAUUAUUUUGUUAGGCUGGCUUUGAUACAUAAAUAUGGAGUUAUCUGCGAAUAGAAAAGAUUUAUUUAUAAUUCUGUUUAUUGUGUUAAGUGGUGCGACCACAGUUUAUACCAUUGAUUGUUUCAAAUGUGUGUCCAUGAACGGAAAGUUUUCGGCUUGCGAUGACCCUUUCCACAACAACCAUUCCCUUCAAAUGUUGGAGUCACCCUGCAUGGGAGGCAGGAAGGGACGUGAUGGCUUGUUCCCAGCAACAUCCUGUAUCAAGAUAGCUGGUGUUUUUGAUGACACCGGAGAAACCAUCACCGUUCGUGGCUGUGGUCUGGACUCGGGUACUGCUACCACAGACACAGAAAUUAUAAGAAUGUCGCACUGCGGACGAUUCUAUUACGAUGACAGAUACGUCCACGGCUGCCUGCAAAGCUGCAACGACGCUGACGCCUGCAACCGCUCCUACACAGACCAGUACAAUAUAAGCACGGUUAUAUUCACUGCGAUAACUGCCCUCGCCUACAAAAUGUGGACGAGCUAACAUAAAUAACAAAAUUAUUAUUAUAAUAACCGUCGGGAGGCAAAUUUGUAACUAUUUCUUUGAUAACGGUUUACUCACGCGUAUUUAUUAUAUAAAUCGAUUUUUUUAUUGUGUUACAUGGUUUUGAUGUUGUUAUGAACUAACAGUGUCACACAAAAUAAAUAAUUGAUUAAAAAAUAUCUAAAAACCCACGUAAAAUU
Molecule: messenger RNA, 1074 nt
Organism: Trichoplusia ni (cabbage looper)
Lineage: Eukaryota; Metazoa; Arthropoda; Insecta; Lepidoptera; Noctuidae
Exons: 5
Coding region: 380-874 (164 amino acids)
Biological process (GO): regulation of synaptic transmission, cholinergic; sleep; positive regulation of voltage-gated potassium channel activity
Source: RefSeq, a predicted model, not a curated record